CUAAAGCAUUGCAAAACCUCCUAUUUAUAGUUAUUUCUCCGAAAUCUGGCUUUCCUUUCACAGCAGCAGCCGCUAAACCCUAGCCAUUUCUCUCUGGUUUCCAUUUUUGCUCCGUUUUAAGCUGCAAUCGUGAGAUCCAACUUUUUGCUGCUUCUGAAAUGGCGGUCACAUUCUUCAAUUUGAGCUCUGAUGCUGGUUUGAAAAAGCUCGAUGAGUAUCUCCUUAGCAGGAGUUACAUCACUGGCUAUCAAGCUUCCAAGGAUGAUCUCACUGUGUACUCUGCCAUUCCUAAUGUUUCGGAAGCAUAUGUCAACAUAUGCAGAUGGUACAAACAUAUCGAUGCACUUUUGAGGAUCUCUGGCGUUUCCGGUGAGGGAUCAGGUGUAACUGUUGAAGGAAAUGCUCCUGCUCCUUCUGUUGCUACCCCACCUGUUGCAGAUUCAAAGGCAUCAGCUGCUGACGAAGAUGACGAUGACGAUGUUGAUCUAUUUGGGGAAGAGACUGAAGAGGAGAAAAAGGCUGCUGAACAACGAGCUGCUGCUAUUAAGAAGUCCGCUUCAAAGAAAGAAUCUGGUAAGUCGUCGGUCUUGUUGGAUGUGAAGCCAUGGGACGAUGAAACGGACAUGAAGAAGCUUGAGGAAGCUGUCAGAAGUGUUCAGAUGGAGGGAUUAUUGUGGGGAGCAUCCAAACUUGUGCCAGUCGGUUAUGGUAUCAAGAAGCUGACCAUCAUGAUGACUAUUGUGGAUGAUUUGGUCUCUGUCGACAACUUGAUUGAAGAUUACCUAACGGUUGAGCCGAUCAAUGAGUAUGUUCAGAGUUGUGAUAUUGUCGCUUUCAACAAGAUUUAAGACCAUUAAUAUGUUACGCCCUAAAAUGGUCGUUUUAGUUUCGAUCAUAUCUUUUUGAAAUUUGUUUCAGUAACAUGGUCUUUUUGGUGUAUUUGCGUUGUUAUAACCAUAUACUGUCCGUGUCAGGCACCUAGGUACAUUUCGUGUAUGGUUGUGUUUUUGCCUUUUGUGACUUCAAAACUUGCCUGUUUCUGCAGUAUUUCUCUCACAAAAUUCUCUUAAAACAA
Amaranthus tricolor (Joseph's coat) is the source of this 1075-nucleotide messenger RNA. Its product is annotated as elongation factor 1-delta. Lineage: Eukaryota; Viridiplantae; Streptophyta; Magnoliopsida; Caryophyllales; Amaranthaceae. Gene Ontology annotation, cellular component: cytosol; eukaryotic translation elongation factor 1 complex. The record is from RefSeq and is a predicted model, not a curated record. Gene Ontology annotation, biological process: translational elongation. The transcript is spliced from 8 exons. Gene Ontology annotation, molecular function: translation elongation factor activity; guanyl-nucleotide exchange factor activity. The coding region runs from base 159 to 848 and encodes 229 amino acids.